UCUGCGUUAACCCAAAAUUAAGAACUGUCAUAUUAACGAUAGAAAACUUGCCGAAAGUUGUUGCAAAAAAAAUAGACGUUCUUCCAAGGGUGCCUUCUUUAUUGGAACUGGCUAGAGACGUCUCCAGGAAACACAUCGUUGAACGAUUUGAGGCGAAAGUAACAAGAAAAUAAUCAAAUUUGAAACGCCGUUAUACCAUAUGUACGUGCCUAGUGAUGAGGAAGGUAAUGACAUGGUCGAUAACCGUUACAAUUUAUUGUCACCGCCAUCGUCAGGUGACUACAACAUUAACAGUGACAGUGACAGCGACAGAAUUGAAGAACUUCUGUAUGAUAUGUACGUGCCGACGGACAGUGAAGAGGGAGAAAGUGACGAUGAGAGUGAAAGUGAAAAUUUUGAAGAGGAUAUGUUGAGAUUUAGCUGAAAAAUGUCUCCCAUUUGAAAUGUUGAAAGAAAUACCCAUUUGGCGUUGCAAUCACCGUCCACCCAUCUACCGCUUCAGAAUGUCUGUAUAUUCGUACCUGGAUGUCUCCCCAUUUCAUCUACAGUUUGAUAGAACCCAACCCUCUUUGAACAGCUUUCACCACGCUAAUAAUCUUCCACUAUACUACAGCACAGACCCCGCGGAAAUAAAAUUCUGCCUAGACCAUGGCUUGGACCCAAAUUUUAUCCACAAAGACAAGAAGACCAUUUUCCGCCUUAUUUUGAAUGGGUUUCAUUGGAACGGAAUCUACGAUGAAUGCCUAGACGAGACGGUAGCCAUGUUACUCUAUUAUGGAGGCAACCCCGCAAUAGAAAGUCGCACUGAUAACUGCUCCGAAUUGUUUGGUUCAUACAGCGCGUUCGAAUUUGUGUCGCUGCAGAUGUAUGAUCAAGUAUCAAACUUUGUUUUCCAGGAACUGUUCAUGCAUACCAUGAACGAUGACUCCAAGUAUGGCAAACUGCGUUUGCAGACGUUUCUUCACCUAGUCUACAAGCAAAAGUUCUUGGAGAAAUCACAAGACCGCAAUCACGUGAAAAUAUUUCUAGUCGAUAGAUUAAUUAAUUACGAUUUAGAAUUUGUGAUCAAUGACAAUAAAGAUCACUCAUUUUUGCUAAUAUGUUUGAUGGGAAUGGAUUUCGAGCGCUUUAAAACAGUAGUCCGGAGACACCCGGAGGCUGUAAGAGCUGCUCUGGAGUCACAAGAGGUGCCGAAUUGUGUUUUUAGAUCCUUUUCUGUCUUCCAGAAUUAUUCGAAAGAGUGGACGGCAGAAGUAUUUGUGAAUCUGGAGAUUCAGAACUAGAAGCCACAACAUUCGUUUUGUUCAUGGUCGAGCAUGGUAUGAAGUGCGAUAUGGACAUGUGUCACAUCGUCAACAGAAGGUUCGUUGAUUGCAUCCUCUUUCGGACUUUACUGCACCUAGAUAUAGAAUUAGAUACGAACAAGUACAAAAGUCUCCUAACGUAUCAAACUGUAAUGGUCGUAUAUCUCGUAAACAUUACUUUAAGCGUAGAAGAUAUCGCUGCAUUAAUUUCAGAAAAAUCGGCCGUUGGUCAGUAUACAAUUUGGGAUGUCCCUCGUUUGAACUUGUCCCCAUCAUGGUUUUACCAAUGGAUUCCCUAUGAUGUACUGCGCUUACUAGAUUUCUGCGUUAACCCAAAAUUAAGAACUGCCAUAUUAACGAUAGAAAACUUGCCGAAAGUUGUUGCAAAAAAAAUAGACGUUCUUCCAAGGGUGCCUUCUUUAGUGGAACUGGCUAGAGACGCCUCCAAAAAACACAUCGUUGAAAGAUUUGAGGUGAAAACAGCAAAAGAGUUUUAUUCAAUAGUGAACGGUCUUCCUAUAGGCGAAAGUAACAAGAAAAUAAUCAAAUUUGAAACGCCGUUUUACCAUAUGUACGUGCCUAGUGAUGAGGAAGGUAAUGACAUGGUCGAUAACCGUUACAAUUUAUUGUCACCGCCAUCGUCAGGUGACUACAACACUAACAGUGACAGUGACAGCGACAGAAUUGAAGAACUUCUGUAUGAUAUGUACGUGCCCACGGACAGUGAAGAGGUAGAAAGUGACGAUGAGAGUGAAAGUGAAAAUUUUGCACAGGAUAUGUUGAGAUUUAGCUGAAAAAUGUCUCCCAUUUGAAAUUUUAAAAGAAAAGAAAUCUUCCACCAUCUACUUGCUUUUGCAACCACCGCCCCCUAUUAACGCUUUAGAAUGCUUGUUGAAUACAGUUUGAUAGAAACCGAUCUUCUUUGGACGGCUUUCACUACGUUAAUGUUCCAUUAUAUUACAACACAGACUCGCGAAAAUAAAAUACUGUCUCGACCAUGGGGUGGACCCAAAUUUUGUCGAAAAAGACAAGAAAACCAUUUUUCACCUUGUUUUGGAUGAAUUUCAUUGGAACGGAAAGUACGACGAAACUUUAGACGAGAUGACAGCGAUGUGGAUAUUGUACGAUGAAGUAUAAAAUUUUGUUUUUGAAGCAAAAGUUUUUGGAAAAGUCUCAAGACCGCACUCACGUCAAAAUAUCUCUCGUCGACAGACUGAUUAAUUUUGAUUUAGAAUUUGUGGUCGACGACAAUAAUGAUCACACUUUUUUUCUAAUAUGUUAGAUGGGUAUCGAUUUUGAUCGCUUCGAAAUAGUCGUCAGGAAACAUCCGGAAGCUGUAAGAGUCUGAAGUCAGAACAAGUGCCGGAUUGUAUUUGUAGACCCUUCUCUGUCUUCAUGGAAAGGAUGCAAUAUUUAUUGUCUACCAACGACUUCUAAUUUAACUGCGUCAUAAUUUUUUUCGACUUUUUUAAUUAUAGAAAAGUUGCCAAAAUUUGUUUCGAAAAAAAUGGAGGUCCUUCUAAAAUAUAUCGUUGAAAAGUUUCAAGUGAAGAUGGAGGGGUUUUAGUGUGGCAAGCAAUUUAUUGCAGUCUCGCAGUAUCCCUAGCUAGCUAGCUAGGCAUUCUCGUAGAAAAUCCUACCCUAGUUCAAAGAGGAGUCCAAGACGGUAGAAAGAAGUUCUACAUGACAUCGUGAAGGCAGUUGCGAUCUAUUCAAGAGGCUAGUAGAAGAAAACCGUCCAAUUUUCGAAACAAUGAAGCUGUACUAAUUUUGAAAACCAUUAUAUACCGAAGGCAAGACUAUAUAAUCCAGUCUAUUGGGCAACUGGUUACUUUCAUAUUUUCUCUUGAUGGGUCAUGACCAUUAGAGUACGAAAAAUACAAUAUUGAUACAAUUAUUUACAUUUUUCACACA
Molecule: messenger RNA, 3218 nt
Organism: Zophobas morio
Lineage: Eukaryota; Metazoa; Arthropoda; Insecta; Coleoptera; Tenebrionidae
Exons: 6
Coding region: 444-1283 (279 amino acids)
Source: RefSeq, a predicted model, not a curated record